This is a messenger RNA of Olea europaea var. sylvestris, 2529 nucleotides long. RefSeq names its product scarecrow-like protein 21. The record is from RefSeq and is a predicted model, not a curated record. Gene Ontology annotation, molecular function: sequence-specific DNA binding; DNA-binding transcription factor activity. NCBI's taxonomy places the organism in Eukaryota, Viridiplantae, Streptophyta, Magnoliopsida, Lamiales, Oleaceae. Bases 609 to 2357 code for a protein of 582 amino acids. Gene Ontology annotation, cellular component: nucleus. Gene Ontology annotation, biological process: regulation of DNA-templated transcription. The transcript has 2 exons.
UUAUCAUGUGGACAUUUGACAACCUUGUCCGCAGUGCGUGCUGUUGUCCCAAUUUUGAAUACAAGUCGGUUUUGCCUUUUCCGUUUUCCAUCAAUCUUCCUGGCUGGAUGCACAUUCUCGGCAUCAGCGCGUGACCUCGUAAUUCCCAAGCCCAAGGCAAAAUCAACUACUUGCUACCCAGAAUGUUGAACGCGUGGUCGGCGAGGCUACUAAUCCUUAAAAAAUCGUUGGUCAAUAAAAUCAACCCCUACUCAACCUAUAUAAUUAUCUUCACCUCUCGUUUGCUUGUUCUUUCGAUUCUCCGUAGAAAACAAUUUUUCGAACCUUAAACUUGAAAACUUCGAUUCGACUUCUUUUCUGCAAGUUAAAUAGGGUUGAUCUUCUUGUGUCAUCUAUUGGAAAAUUGACUUGUCACUGCGUCUUGGGCUUCAAAUCAACGUAGAUGAAGAGAUUGGAAUUCGCAGAUUUGGAGUUAUAAAGGUGUAGCUGAGUUUAAUGAGAUAGCCAAGUUCAUUCCUCACGCAAGCAAAGAAAGGGUUCUGAUUGCUGAAUACAGAAGUUGAAGUCGUAAAAGAAGCGACCUGAGUUAUGUUGAGGUUUGUCGGUGCAUGAAACAGUUUAUGCUACGGCAUAGGAUGAAACAACCGUUUUCUGGGUGUAGUGGGACUGGUGAAGAUUUAUCAAACUCUUCUUAUCCCAUCAUCUCCUCAGUACCUACCAGACUGUUCGACUCUUUGAAAUUUGAAACAGGAUACUCUCCAAAUUCGCCUUUUACUACCCAUUUUGAAUCUCAGACCCUCGCCACAUUUAGCGACAGUCGAGAGGGACAAAAUUCCACAGAUACUCAUUCUGAAGCCACUCCCUCAUCUCAUUCUUCUUUGGUUCACAAUAAAAUUUUCCAACAAUUAAGCCACUCUCCCAAUGGUCUAUUGAUUUGUUCUGGGGGACCUUUUCUUCAGAAUGCAAAUCACAAUCAGCAUGUAGAAUGCACUUUGGAAGAAUUAGAGACUGCUCUCAUGGGACCAGAUGAUAACGUGGAUGUGAGAACCUUGGAUCCUUCUUUAGGGGAAAAUAACCAACUACAAUCAUCAGGCAAGAGGUCUCCGCCCUGGAACUCACGUUUACAUGAUCAAGGGACAUCUUACAUUUCCUGCUUUAGAAGCUCGGCCGACGAACUUCAUGCUGAGAAGCGUCUCAAAGCAAUGGAGGACUUAUCAUUGCAGGGCAUCCCUCAACAUAAUCUUAAACAGUUGCUGGUUGAAUGUGCUAGAGCUCUUUUUGAGAAUAAAUUAGACGAAUUUGAGAAAUUGGUUGAAGAGGCACAAGGUGUUGUAUCUAUUUCUGGUGAACCAAUUCAACGUCUAGGAGCUUACAUGGUUGAAGGGCUAGUAGCAAGGAAAGAAUCAUCAGGCUCCAUCAUCUAUCGAGCCCUCAAGUGUAGGGAGCCAGAGAGCAAAGAUUUGCUUUCGUACAUGCAUAUUUUGUACGAAGUAUGUCCUUAUUUCAAGUUAGGUUACAUGGCGGCAAAUGGUGCCAUUGCCGAAGCAUGUAGAAAUGAGGAUCAUAUCCAUAUUAUUGACUUUCAGAUUGCACAGGGGACACAAUGGAUUACUCUCUUACAAGCAUUAGCAGCAAGACCCAGUGGCGCCCCUCGUGUUCGAAUUACAGGGAUUGAUGAUCCGGUCUCUAAUUAUGCUCAUGGUGAUGGUUUGGCAGAGGUAGGGAGACGGUUGGCUGCAAUUUCUGAUAAAUUCAAUAUCCCCGUCGAGUUUCACGCUAUCCCAGUUUUUGCUGCAGAGGUCACGAUGGAUAUGCUUGAUGUUAGGCCCGGUGAGGCUCUGGCAGUGAAUUUCCCAUUGCAGCUCCAUCACACCCCUGACGAGAGUGUCGAUGUUUCCAAUCCGAGAGAUGGACUUCUAAGAAUGGUGAAAUCACUUUCUCCCAAGGUGAUUACUCUAAUAGAGCAAGAAUCGAACACAAAUACCGCGCCAUUUUUCCCAAGGUUCUUAGAAACGCUUGAAUUCUACGCAGCAAUGUUCGAGUCAAUAGACGUGACCAUGCCUAGACACCAGAAGGAACGCAUUAAUGUAGAGCAGCAUUGUUUAGCUAGAGAUAUUGUGAACAUAAUAGCCUGUGAAGGUAAGGAGAGAGUAGAACGUCACGAACUCUUUGGCAAGUGGAAAUCGAGAUUUACCAUGGCUGGUUUUAGGCAAUAUCCUCUAAGUCCUUACAUAAAUUCUGUGAUUAGGGACCUUUUGGGACGAUACUCUGAGCAUUACACGUUACUAGAGAAGGACGAGGCUAUGCUAUUGGGAUGGAAGGAAAGGAAACUGAUUUCGGCAUCUGCUUGGCACUGAAUGAGAUAGUUGUAGAAUUACUUGUUUCUUUUAUUGGUUAAAAUUGAUAAUCAUGUUUUACAACUUUGAUAUCAUCUUUAUACCACCCCAUCUUGUUUACUUGAAUUAUUUCAUAUUAUAUUUUAGCUUAUAGAAGCAUUGUAGAGACAUAUAUUCUUCUUGAUUGAUGUUA